Messenger RNA from Zeugodacus cucurbitae (melon fly), 1320 nucleotides. Its product is annotated as tigger transposable element-derived protein 6-like. The record is from RefSeq and is a predicted model, not a curated record. Gene Ontology annotation, cellular component: nucleus. Gene Ontology annotation, molecular function: DNA binding. The coding region runs from base 289 to 1095 and encodes 268 amino acids. The transcript is spliced from 2 exons. Lineage: Eukaryota; Metazoa; Arthropoda; Insecta; Diptera; Tephritidae.
AAUUGUCGGUGAAUCUUCGUCUGUUGAUCAAAAUUCAACAACAAACUGGUUGAUAUCUGUGUGGCCGAAUUUACGAAGACAAUUUUCUGAUGAUGAGAUAUUUAAUGCUGAUGAAACCGGAAUUUUUUACAAAUUAAUGCCGGAUAAAACUUUAAAAUUUAAAGGUGAAAAUUGUAGUGGAGGUAAGUUGUCGAAAGAUAGAAUAACUGUCAUGGUAGCAGCUAAUAUGAAUGUUUUAGAAGUGUCAAAUCAUUACCUGUCGAUUAUGCUAACAAUCGUAAAGCUUGGAUGACGUCAGAACUUUUUGAAAAAUGGCUUCGUGAUUGGAAUCGUGAUUUGGUGAAGAAGAAGAAAAAAAUUCUAUUGCUGGUUGAUAAUUGCCCGGCGCAUCCAAAUGUUACUGAUUUAAAGUCUAUAACACUUGCUUUCCUUCCGCCGAAUACAACAUCAGUACUGCAGCCAAUGGAUCAGGGAAUAAUACGAUCACUCAAAACGAAUUUUAGGAAGAACCUAGUGCUCAAAAUGAUUAGCUGUCUUGAUGCUAAUGAAAACAACUCUUCUACAAAAAUAACGGUGCUAGAUGCAAUUCUGAUGGUUAAUGAUGCCUGGAAUAAAAUGUCACAAAGUACCAUUCGUAACUGUUUCAAACAUGCAGGAUUCAUUGAAAGCCACGACGGUUUACCUAUUCAAAGAUCAGAACAUGAAUUCGAUGAAGAAGAUGACAUUCCUUUAUCUUUGUGGUCACGAAACCUAAAUUCAGAUUCUUUAGCAGCACCGGAAAUGUGGGAAGAUUAUGUUGACGUCGAUAGCGCUCUCCUCACAUCCGAAGAACCCAACGAUGAAAAUAUCGUACAGAACAUUAGUGCUAAGAAACAACUCGAAAGUGAUGGGGAAGAGGAAGUCGAGGAAGAACCAUUACCUACCGCAGAAGAGGCAUUAAAAGCUGCAGAAUUAUUAUCACGAUUUGUUCACCGCAAUAUUGAAAAUGAUAAUUUGACCAUAGCUAUGUCUUCUAUACACAAUAGUAUUAGAGACUGUUUUUACAAUAAAAUGAAAAAACAAAAGCAGACAAAAAUUACAGAUUACUUACAGUAAAAUAUACACUUGUAUGUGUUAUAAUGUGCUGAUUACGUACAAUUUUGAUUUCGAUUUUAUAUGUAUGUAUACAUAUUUAAUUACUAUGUUUCUGUAUUAAAGUACUUAAGUACAUACAUAUUUACAUAAAAAAGUUUUUCAUUUCACAAAACGCUUUGUAUGACGUCCGCUUAUUAUGACGUGUUUGUCAAUUCCUUUCGAUGUCAUAAUAACCGGAUUCUACUG